This is a messenger RNA of Schistocerca americana (American grasshopper), 1385 nucleotides long. RefSeq names its product ubiquitin-like modifier-activating enzyme 5 (gene Uba5). The coding region runs from base 100 to 1302 and encodes 400 amino acids. The transcript is spliced from 7 exons. Gene Ontology annotation, biological process: protein ufmylation. Gene Ontology annotation, molecular function: UFM1 activating enzyme activity. Gene Ontology annotation, cellular component: cytoplasm; cytosol. Lineage: Eukaryota; Metazoa; Arthropoda; Insecta; Orthoptera; Acrididae. The record is from RefSeq and is a predicted model, not a curated record.
GCCAGAGAGAAUAAUACGGUAGAAGCACAAGGUGACAGGUGGCACGUGUGGAUAAACAAAUUGACAGCUGUUGUAAGAUACAUUUUGAAUUGCUCAGAAAUGGACUCGUGUAGUGUGGAGAAACUGAAAAUUCGCAUAAAAGAAUUAGAAGAGGAACUCCAGAAGGAGAAACAGAGAAAUUCUGGAGACACAGUAAGACAAAAAAUUGGACAGAUGUCAGCAGAAGUUGUCGACUCAAACCCGUAUAGUCGAUUAAUGGCUCUUAAACGCAUGGGUAUUGUAAAGAAUUAUGAGAAGAUUCGUGAUUUUACGGUAGCUGUGGUUGGAAUUGGCGGUGUUGGAAGUGUCACAGCUGAAAUGCUUACACGGUGUGGAAUUGGCAAGUUACUGCUAUUUGAUUAUGACAAAGUGGAGAUGGCAAAUAUGAACAGAUUAUUCUUUCAACCUCACCAUGCUGGUCUGUCAAAAGUUGAUGCAGCUGCCAAGACAUUAUCAUUCAUAAACCCAGAUGUUGUUAUGGAAACUUAUAACUACAAUGUUACUACUGUGGAUAACUUUCAAGAUUUUAUGGAGAGAAUAAGCCACGGAGGUUUGUCUGGAGGACCAGUGGACCUGGUACUUAGUUGUGUGGAUAAUUUUGAAGCUCGCAUGGCAAUAAAUACUGCAUGCAAUGAACUGAACCAGACAUGGUUUGAAUCUGGAGUAUCAGAGAAUGCUGUGUCAGGCCAUAUUCAGCUAGUAGAACCAGGCCGUUCAGCAUGUUUUGCUUGUGCACCACCUCUUGUUGUUGCAUCCAACAUUGAUGAAAAGACAUUGAAACGCGAGGGAGUAUGUGCUGCAAGUUUACCAACUACAAUGGGUAUUGUAGCAGGCUUCCUUGUGCAAAACACUCUCAAGUAUCUUUUAGGUUUUGGUCAAGUAACAUACUACCUAGGAUACAGUGCUCUACAGGAUUUCUUUCCAGUAAUGAAACUGCGCCCUAACCCAUCAUGUGAAGAUAAUUUUUGUAGGAAAAGACAGCAAGAAGAAGCUGCAAAACCUCAAACAGCAAAUGCUGAGGAAUGUGUAGAAAAGCAUUCACAGGAAAAUGUUGUACAUGAAGAUAAUGAAUGGGGAAUAUGCCUUAUAGAUGAAACCAACACAGAAGAGCAAGACAAAAGUGAAGUGAAGGUGGACUUAGGCUUUGUUUCUGGAGUGAAACCAGCAUACACACUUCCUGCAGAUGAUGACAGUAAUACACCAGCUGUUGGUGACACAGAUGCAAGCUUAGAGGAACUAAUGGCACAAAUGAAAGCUGUAUGAAUAAGUACCAACAAUUUGAUGUUUUAAUUGAUGUAAUUACAAAUAGAUGCAUUUUUCCAGUAAAAUGUUUUUAUUUUAUAAAA